CAAUAAUGCACCCCCUCUUGGCGACAAUUCGUUCAUGCCGGAUUGUGUGCUCUCGCUCCCCUUCUGCUUGCGAGUAGCAGCCUGCUCGGCUCUCAUACCAUCCCCCUCCUCCCUCGAUCCCUCUCUCCCUGGAUCUUAUCACUCCAAUUCCUGCUUCGGCACCGUCUCUUGGGUUACUAUCAGUUUGAUCCGAGAGCACACUCUCAGAACUCAACACAAUUCCGAUGCCAAUGCGUGGAGUGUUCAGGGAAUUGUGAGGUGCCCGGUCGGAUUCCGACGGCAGCGAAUACUCGAGGGUUUAGGGUGAGGAGGAGGAGGUGCCUGGGAAAUUGGGCAGGAUUGUCGGCGUGAUAUGUAGGACAUUUCAUGUGUGCUGAAGGAAGUAGUAGUAGUCGUUGUCGUUGUUUUGGUUUCUCUCCUCCUUGGCAAUUUGGUCAUCCUCCGAGCUUCGGGGGUUACAUUCUACAGUGUUUCUUGCGUAUCCUCCCCUCAUCGAUGGGAUUGAUUGCGCAGAGCAACGGUAACGGAGCCUAAUCUUCGAACGUUAAUCUCGGUGGAAAUUGUCUCAGAUUCUCCAGCUGCAUCUGUUGUUGAAGAAAUUGACAAAGGAUGCCUUGGUUGGGAUGUUGAACGUUGGUUCGCACCCUCACAACGAGACGUUCAAAGAAUAGUUCCGCGUUGGUAAGAUAAGCAAGCGAGUUCUCAUUUUCCUCGAAAUCUGCUGAUGUGUUGCUGCACGAUGAUAACGUCGAAGAUGCUGAGGAAUACCAGAGAAUGUAACAAGCCGGUGCCCAUUUACAUGGGUGGAGAGUCUAAACAACUAUGUCUUCGAAAGGGGGUAAACUGCGGCAGUUCAAAGCCUCAUUCAAUGCAUUUCAGUUCGAUGCAACGAAUCAAAACCAGCCUUCUUCCAAAACGUUGAGGCAGGAGUCUUUUGUUGUCAAGCCAGAUGACACUGGGCUGGAAAACCUCGUGAAGGCUCUGCAGGAAGAGGCUGUCGUGAUAAAGAACGAGCUUGUAGAAUGGAAGAGCAAGGCAAAUGCUGCAGCUCAGGAGGCAGCAUCAUCAAAAGAAGAUUCAGAGAAACGGAUCACUUUACUGAAGGCGGAGGUGGAAGGAUGGCGAGACCGUGCAGCCAUGUCAGCUGGGAAAGGAAUAGUGGCCAGGAGGCAGUUGGAGGACUUCGCAAAACAAGUGAAGUCUUUAAACGCAGGGCUGCAAGAAUCGAAAGAGGAAGCAGCAAGACUUCUUCAGGAGAAUGAAGAUUUGAAGGCAGAGGCGAUUGAGUGGAGGCUGGAAGCAGAUGCUUUGGCUAAAGAGGUUGUGAGCAUGAAAUCAGAGGCCAAUGGCUCUGUUAAGGUGUUGGAAGCGGACCUUGACAAGUGGAAGCACAUUUGCAGAAGUCGCAGUGAUUCAAUUAAAGUAUUGGAAGCAGAUCUGGAGAAGUGGAAGCAUAUUGCUGCAAGUCGCACUGAUGGGGGUCGGCUGCACAUGGAAGAACUUGAGGUAUCUGAACGGGACCUGGUUGAAUGGGACAUGGUUGCAGGGACUGCCAAUGGAGAUGGAAAAUCCUGUAAAAUAGAUCAAGGUGAUAGGUCAGGGAAAUCAGCAAUGAAAGAAGAGGACGUGGAUUCUUUCUCCUCAGUAUCAGAGCGCACGUCAAAUGGAUGGAGAGAUGGACCUUCCGAGCUCGAGCUUUCUUUACAAGCUGAAAUAGAAGAUUUGAAGAAUCAAAUUAUCUAUGCUGACAAGGAGCGUUCCGAGCUCGAAGCAUCGUUACAAGCCAAGAUACAGGAAUUGAAAAAUAAGGUUGCUUGUAUGGAGAAGGAACAUUCUGGACUGGAGAUGUCCUUGAAAACUGAGAUCGAAGAAUUGAAGAAGAAGGCUUUGUCUGCUGAGAAGGAGCAAGAGCAGUUGAAGCAGCGGCAUGACACCAGGGUGGAGGAAUUGCAGUUGGAAGUGGAAGCAUGGAUGAAUGCAGCUAGCUUGACUGAACAUGAAAAACUUGAAAGACUUGAAGUUGAGAAGAAAUUGAAAGACUCCCAAGUGAAGGCUAGAGAGGCCUUAGAAGAUCUUGUUCAUGAACGAAAGAGGAGUGCGGUGCGGGUGGCGGAGCUUCAGGCACAGGUGAAGGAUUUGAAGGUCGUUGCAGCAGAUUCUUCGGAGGAGUGUUCAUCUCUCCGUGUCGCAUUUGACGGUGUUGUGCAGGAGUUGCACUUAGACCUCGCUCAAUGGAAACAGAAAGCUGAAACUUCUAGUGAGGAGGGGAAGUCGUUGAAAGCUGAGCUUGUCCAAUUGAAACAGAAAGCAGAAACCUCUAAUGAAGAGUUGAGAUCGGCGAAGGCGGACCUUGAGAAGGUAGUUGUGGACCUGCAAAAGCAGUUGCUCCUCUGGGAAGAGAAGGCCAAAAAUGCCUCGGAAGGAGUAGCCAAAAACCAAGAGUAUACAGAUUUGGUGAAGAAUUUGGAGCAUGAGCUUAGUCUCUGGAAACAGAGAGCAGACAGUUUUAGUGAGGAGGGAAAAUCGGUGAAAGCAGAGCUUCAGAAGGUGGUUGAGGACUUGCAAAACCAAGUCCUCGUCUGGAAAGUGAAGGCUGAAAAUGCCCUGGAAGGAGCAGCGAAAGACCAAGAGCGUGCAGAUCUGGUUAAAAGUAUGGAGUAUGAAGUGAACCUCUGGAAGCAGAGAAAUUUAGAUGGCCAUGCAUUACUACUAGAACUCGAAGAAGAGCAAUUGCAAUUGAUUGACUCACUGACGGAUACCCAAAACGAGCUCCAACAAUGGAAAGACGGAGCUGCAGCUGUAAUAAGGACCAUUCGGUCUGUGCAGAAUGACGCAAGUGGCACCAGUGAAGAAGAUCACGAAGUGGGCAUCGACUGUCUCAGUGUUUUGCAGUCGGAACUUCACAAGUGGAGAUCCAAAGCUCAGGAAGGGGAGCUUUUGCAAUCGCAGCUGAAAAAUAUGCUUGCCCAGACGCAGAAGGAACUACAGGAAUGGAAGCAGAAAGCCGCAGCUGUAACUCUGGCCACGGAAUCUCUGAAGGAGGAACUAGACUGCGUCAUUGAAGAAGGCAAGCUUGAAAGAGAGGAAUUAUGCAGCUCUAUCAAUGAUUUCGAAGAGGCGCUAUACGUGUGGCAAGAGAGGGCUCAGAAGUGCGAAUCCCUCCAAACGCAGCUGAAAAAUGCUGAGACAGCGUUAACUGAAUGCAAAGAGCAAUUGAAGACGUCGCAAAAUGAGUUGAAAGAAUGGAAAGAAAAGGCCGUGGGUAUCACUUUGACCACCAAGUCUUUAAUGGAGGAGUUAGAUUUCAGAAUUGAAGAAGGAUUACAGGAAAAGCAGGAAUUUUGCAACUCAAUAAGCACUCUCAAAGAAUCAGUCCUUGGUUGGAAGAAAAAGGCGUCCGAGAACGAGUCAAUGAUAAUAGAGCUCAAAAUUGCGUUAUUGGAAACACAGUCAGCUCUUGAAGAGUGGAAAAACAGAGCUUCAAAUGUUGCCAUGGCUACAGAAGCAUUGAAGGCAGAAGUGGAUUGUACCCUUGAAAACUACAGAUUGGAGAAAGAGGAGCUCUGCAACACAAUUAAUGAAUUGGGAGCUGAGGUUUAUGAAUGGAAAACUAAAGCUCAAGACGGUGUGGUAGUACAACGACAAUUGCAGAGGGCUCUGUCCGAAUUGGAGAAAAAGAAGCGGCCUCUACUUCGAGCACACAGAUCUAGUUCUAUGUCUAGUCAAUAGUCAAGAUUUAUUACUUUCAAAAACCAUGCAAACUCGUUUGCCAUACAACACUUUAAUGUCUAUUUAGUGCAUCUUUCAACACCAGCCACUCCAAACACUGUCAGCCGCUCUUCAGUUGAGAUCUGCCAAUACUUCAAUUUUAGCGGCGUUACGAUUUAGAAAGAUCUCCCAUGAAGCACCGAAGGCUGCGUUGAGAUUAACGAUGAUCUUGUGAACUGUAAAUAUUCUCUUCAGACAAUGCUGAUAAAAUUAUUUGCAUGUAGAUAGAUCUGUAAAAUUGCGAUAGUCAGAUUCAACACCACGGUAGCCAAAUUUAAUCUAUUUUCCAAAUCAGAUGACAAUUAUUUCUGGCUUGAUAAUCUGAACUUCUUUAACUUGUAACUUGCUGAGCAAGUUCCAAAACAA
Physcomitrium patens is the source of this 4134-nucleotide messenger RNA. NCBI's taxonomy places the organism in Eukaryota, Viridiplantae, Streptophyta, Bryopsida, Funariales, Funariaceae. The record is from RefSeq and is a predicted model, not a curated record.